AUGCCAGGUCGUGUCAUGCCUCCUCCCUUCCGCUUGUCUAGGCUCUUCUCCCAUCACAUAUCGACUCGGCAUCCCUUCCAGUUCCCGUCCGUGUUCUUUUGGCACUUUGCCCUUGUCUCCGUCAGGUACGGUACGCCUCAUCGACGCCUCAAGCCACAGAGUCCCAUUACUUCCCCUCCAUGUACAGCCCGCUACUUGCUUCUAGUCAGCCUUAGCGCGUCAUCGUGGAGAGGUCCCUUUGUGAAGUCGUUCCCCCGUCUCCCGGGCCUUGAAAAGCCACGGCCACCGUCACUACCCACCGUCUAUUGCCUGACCGCCGGCAUUAACAAUCAUCAGCGGCAUCGGCAGGGGCAGUGGCAAUGGCAGAAGCAGCAGCGGCGGCGUACAGCAGUACAAUGCAAUGAACACCUCUUCGUCAAGUAG
This is a messenger RNA of Colletotrichum orchidophilum, 423 nucleotides long. RefSeq lists its product as uncharacterized. NCBI's taxonomy places the organism in Eukaryota, Fungi, Ascomycota, Sordariomycetes, Glomerellales, Glomerellaceae. The record is from RefSeq and is a predicted model, not a curated record. Bases 1 to 423 code for a protein of 140 amino acids. The transcript has a single exon.